Salvia splendens (bonfire salvia) is the source of this 1368-nucleotide messenger RNA. RefSeq names its product ankyrin repeat-containing protein ITN1. NCBI's taxonomy places the organism in Eukaryota, Viridiplantae, Streptophyta, Magnoliopsida, Lamiales, Lamiaceae. Gene Ontology annotation, molecular function: protein binding. The record is from RefSeq and is a predicted model, not a curated record. The transcript is spliced from 2 exons. Gene Ontology annotation, cellular component: plasma membrane. The coding region runs from base 13 to 1356 and encodes 447 amino acids.
UCCAACCAAAAAAUGGUUAAAGAAGCAAUAGAAAAGAAACUCGAGGAAGCCGCAUCAAAAGGCGACACAACAGCUCUCAGAAAAUUACUCGAACAAGAUCCAAUCCUUAUUCAUCAACUCGCAUUCCCAUAUUCAAGAAAUCUCCUACACAUAGCCACCAUGUCUGAACAAGAAGCCAUCGUCGAAGAGAUAACGACGAGAGAUCCACAGCUAGCACGAAAUCCAGACUCCCGAAACUCGUCGCCUCUCCACGUGGCGGCAGCGCAGGGAAGCCUUGGGAUCGCCGCCAGACUGAUCACGGUGGCCCCGGAGAUGUGCUGGUGGCGCGACGAUCAGGGCAUGAACCCGGUUCAUGUGGCUGCCGUGAAAGGGCGUGUCGAGGUGGUGAAGGAGCUGCUUCGAGUGGACUCGUUUCCGGCUAUGGAGAGAGUGGACCGCGGGCAGACCGUGUUGCAUUUGUGCGUGAAGCAUCGGCAGAUUGAGGUUUUGAAGGCUUUGGCGGACAAGUUGGGGGAUCUUGUGUGUGCAAAGGAUGAUGAUGGGGACACGCUAUUGCAUUUGGCUGUUAGGUCUAAUCAAAUUGAGAUACUACAAUACUUGGUGAGAAGCAACAAAAUACUGAAGCUAACACUUAAUUCCAUGGGCAAAACAGCACUUGAUAUCCUGGAGGAGAGCCCUGAAGACACAACCAACUACAUAGAAAUGAAGAAAAUGCUCACAAGCCUGUCGACACAAUCGUUGCUCGACGCCCUCCCAAAGCUCACCGACACGACGAUGGUGGUGGUCGUCUUGAUCGCCACCAUGGCCUUCCAGGCAGCCAUCAGCCCCCCAGGCGGCGUGUGGCAGGACGACUCCCCAUCCCACAAAGCCGGGGAGGCCGUGAUAGCCUCCACCCACCCCAAAAUAUACAAGGACUUCGUGCGAGCAAACACCACCGCCUUCAUUUCAUCUCUCGUCACAAUCGUCCUCAUCACCACCGGCCUGCCGUCGGAGAAUUUUUAUCUUUAUGUAAUAGUGAUGUACGCGAUGUGGGUGUCGUUGGCUUCGAUUGCGGUGAGCUAUGGAGCGGCGAUAACGGUGAUUUCUUCGAGUAGGAAAGCGCAGUCUCUCGGCAAAGUUAUCAACGUAGUUAAUGCGGUGUCCAACAGUGUCAAUGGGUUCAUAUCGAUGUAUGGUGCUGUACGGCAACUAUAUUUGUCGUGGAGGAGUAAGCAGCGGCGGCAGCAAGAUCUUACUGCGGAUUCUUUUGUCCUGCGUGCCUUUUAUUGGAUUUUCGAGCUGUCGGAUCGUCGUUCCGGAGAUUUUAUUCCCCGUUGGUUUCCGAGGUCGGCUUCUCCACCGCCGGACAAUUUUUGAUCUCAUUGUGUA